AAAAAUACAGAUUGUUAUGAAAACUUGAAAUCGGCCCUAAUUCAUCAGCCAUUCCGAUUAAUCUGUCGACCUCUAAUACGGUAUAAUAUCUCAUGGCUGUCAGCCAAUCAGCAUUCAGGGCUCAAACCACUCUGUUUAUAAUAAGUAUGCACUAUGGCUUAGCAGGUGGGGAAUUGGAUACAUGACCAUGAUGUUUCUGCUUCAAAUCCCUAUUGGGUCACAGCUGUAAUAAGGCUGGAGUAGAGAUGUGUUGUUAUCUUGCUGACAGGUGGUUGACUGGAUGAUGAACACAGGAUAUCUUGGGUUUAAACAAUGCCUCGAGUUGUAAAAUGUGCUGCAUGUGUUUGCAAUGAAACAUUUACUUUGUCAUGCAUUAACUUUGUCAGCUAAAGUUAGGAGAACCUUUAUCACUGAGUGAGUAAGAGACAGAAAAUGUCUGACAGGCAAUAGAAUGAGCCCUUUAGCUCAGAUGCUGUCAACAGGACUGGUGCUCCCUGAACUCACUUUGAUCUGUGUACUCUGUCCUUUUAGAAGCAGUCUAAUGGAGAAUGCAAAAGCACUUUUACUCGAAGGGCUCACAACCACUUUAUUUGACUUUUAGAUGUUGAUGGGAUGAAAGAAACCUUGUCAGUUAUGCAUGACCAUUUCCUUUUCUCGCUUCGUUUUUUCCCCCUCUAAGAAUGUUAUUUUUCUGCUUAAAUAAAGCAGUGGCCUCUGAAUGAUAAUGCCUUUUUUGAUGCAUUUUUAUCCAGGAGAACAUUUUGGGAGUAGCCUAAUGGAAGGUAUUCUGAUACUCGUCUCUUAGUUUCCGCCGGUAAAGCAGUGACUGCAUUUCCCCCCGAGGUUCCUCUGUUUGUUCGCUCUGUGCCUUUUCUCCUCUGCCCUCCUUUGACAUAUGCGGAGUAAUGAAGGUUUGUUGUGAAUUUGGUAUUCUUUUCAAAAUGAAGUCCGACCAUCGAGAGAAGCUUUUAGCUUUUCAGCUGUGUGUGAUCACAUGAGGGAGGCUGUGCUGGGUGGUUUUGAAGUGGGGCUGUCAAAGUAUGAGAGGAGAGGCAGACCGGGGUGAGAGGUGGGGUGGAUCUCUUCAAGCGCCUGACUAGAAUGAAAGCCACGUUGUUCCUCCCCUUUGAGGUGGAGGUAAUUCUGUUUCUGCAGCCAGUCACUGCGCUCUGUCUCCUGCAUCUGACUCACUUAAGCUGGCCUGUGGCCCUAGAGGCAGUGGCAGAAAUGAAAACAAUCAGCCAAAGAACUGUAGAAGAAAAGUGGAAGAGAGGUAGGAUAAAGAAAUGAAGCCUCUCUGAGACAGCUGCGUGCAAGGCAUUCACUUCAAUUGAAAUUUCAGCGGUGCAGUUUAUUUUGGCCGGGAAUAUAAAGUAGUAUUUUGAUUUGCUGACACAAAAAUGAUCGUUCCGUACUAUCGGAUGUUGCAGGUAGGCCUAUGCACCUAUAGUAUCUAUAGGGGCUAGAAUAUAGUACCCCACUUAGGCCUGGUGUUCAGAAUGAUAACUAAGAUCAAAGAUACUGGGGGAAACACUUCAUACACAAACACACCUUUGUGUGUGUGUGUGCCAAAGCUAUUUGGGAGAACAAGCUACUUUUGGAUUUUCGCUCAUGAUCAAUACCACCAUCAAUUCAUAGAGCAAUUCUAGAGUCUCUGAGGACCGAGCUAUUGACUGGGUACAGGAUGCAGCUGGCAGCAACAGCAGACUGUGUAAAUGGACUGUGUUAUUGCAACAGACAGGGCAAUAUGGAGAACAGUGAAGAGCCAUCCUAGCGUCUAAAGGGGAGUGGGGAAGUUGGUUUGAUGUUAAGUGAUUUUAUAUUCUUAGAUAUGUAGUGUCCGCAGUUCAAAGGGGUUGCUGAGUUUGACUAUGGUAAUACGGGCCUGAGGUGGAAACGGUUUCAAAAAUAAAUAAAAAAUAAAUGAAAAGAUUUCUGCUUUAAGAAGGAAAGUGGAGAGCAUGCAUGUAUUGGAGGGAGAGCACAGGGAAACCCCUGAGGGGGAGAACUCCAUCAGCGUGGUUCCCCCGAGGUCCAAGCGGCUAUAGAACCCCCAGAAAGCUGCAGCCAUGUUAGCCUGCCUACAGAGACGGCAGCAGAACCUCUCAUCUCAGCACCUGAUCUGUACCCCCAAGAUCCUGGGGAGUCCACAGCAGCCGCAGCCCAACACACGACAAAGAGAGAUGAGAGCUGUGGUGAGGGAGGAUGAGUUCACCUUGGCCUAUUUAUCUACCUCUGGCUGGCUGGAUGACUGGCUGACUGAUUGGCCUGCUGAAGAGAACCAUACAGGGUUGAUAUCUCCCCCUCAGAUCUGUGUGGAUCCUGUGGGUCUUAUCACAGGUGAGCUGUCCUCCAUGAAUGGCCCCCGGUAUCCAUCCCCUGCAGAGCUGGAUGCCUUUGCCCAGAAGACGGCCAGCAGUCCCCUGUCCAUCAAGAUCUUCCCAUCCAACAUCAGAGUGCCGCAGCACAAACAGCUGAACAGGACUGUCAACGGCCUGGACACCACAUGCACCCAGCACUACAGUCCCUACUCAGGAGGCUACCAGGGCCUACUGGGUGUUGUAAAGUCCACCGUCUCCGUAGUCAAAGGCGUGCUGAAAAACUCUGAGGGCAAGAGGACUAAACAUUCCCCUGCCCAAACUGCAGUGGCACCAUACAACCCUCUCAGUAACAACAGACACGGGCAGCAGAAGAGCUACCACAUGGGCUCCUGCAAGCCUCCUGACGGGCCCAAAAUGGCUGUUCCCUCUAAUAUCAUUGUUGCUGCCUCUGUCAUCCCCACCCCAGUAGGACAGACUCUGGCCUCUCAGUCGGACCUGGACGUCCAGAGCCUACUGAGGCAGAUGAACAGACACUCCCACAGCCAGGCCCUGCAGCACGGGGGAGAGGCCCAGCCAAGCCCCUCACGCCAGGCUGUGGCUGCUGUGGCCAGCUCAGACUCUGGCUUUACCUGGGGAGUGGUGCCCCAGAGCAGCCUAGCGUACUCCGGGGCUGUGCUGCCCACCCAGAGCGCAGACAUGGCCCAGGCUGGCUACUUGGAGAGAGUGGACUAUAGCAUAUGGCAGCACCACCAACAGCAGCAGCACUACCAACAGGGGGCGCUAAGGAUGUACAACAAUGCUCGGAUGGGCAGCGGGGGAGGGGCCGUGGUCAGCCGCUCUCCAGAGACCUGUCUCCCUUUGGCCUGCUCAGCACAGCUCUCCUAUAGGCGCCAUCCCCUCAGUGCAGGCACUAACGGGGCAGGGAUUGGGCAGGACCGGGUUAGCUCCUCCCCUCUGAACUGUGCUGCUAUGCAUGGGGAGUUCUCUGUGGGCCAGUACUUCGCCCCUCCCUGGAACAGUGUUCUGGUCACCCCGGACAGUGACUGUUACAACCCUCAGGAGCUGGUGCCUGGUUCCUCUAUGGGCCGGGCCAGAGACAUGGGGUUCUCCCAACCCCACCCUCACCCUCACCAUCACCCCAACCACCAGCUCCACCCCCACCACCAUCCUCACCCCCAGGUCUACGCCACAGACCAAAGCUUGGGCCUCUGUUGUGGGCUGCCCAGCACCAGCCUGUGCCACGCUUCUGUGCUGAGCAGCAGCCUGCAGUCUCUGGAGUGCCUGAUCAGUGAUCUCCACCCGCCCUGCAUCAAGGAGAGCAUGCUGGGGCGGGGCUACGAGGCGGUGGGGAUGCCAAGGCUAUUAGACCACAACCUACAGCACACCCAUGUCCAGCUGCCUGUGUUCAGAUAAGACAGGAUGUGUCCACACAGGGCACUCGGACUGAAAUAUUCUGUAAAACAGGAACUCCAUGGAUGCAGGUGUGUAAUUUUGAAGAGACCACCUCAGAAUGAGAAACGGCACCUUUUUAUUUAGCGUGUGUGUUGUAUUGGUACAGGGCUAUGUGGUUUGGAAUUGACCAAGUGUUGUAAACCUUAAAAGGGUAAUGAUAAUCAUGACUGACCUGCAGGGUCAUCUUAUUUGAUGUCUUCAUGUUUUCAUUUACGGAGGAUUUGUUGAUCAAUCAGAGAAUCAGUUCACAUCUGCCACAUUUGUUACUCAGAAUAAUGUGUUUUGAAGCUUGUUUUUUUUCUCAAUCUGUCCACUGUUGAAUUUUUAAACCAUUUCAGAAUGUUGUCAUUUGAAAUAAGGUGAAAAGGUGAUGCGCAGGCAAUCCUCCUAAUGCACUUUACAAAGUGAAAAAAAAUACAACUAGAAAAUGGUACAUACUUAGGGCAUACAAAGGCCCAACUCCAGGCCUCCAGGGGCAUACAAGGGCCCAACUCCAGGCCUCCAGGGGCAUACAAGGGCCCAACUCCAGGCCUCCAGGGGCAUACAAGGGCCCAACUCCAGGCCUCCAGGGGCAUACAAAGGCCCAACUCCAGGCCUCCAGGGGCAUACAAAGGCCCAACUCCAGGCCUCCAGGGGCAUACAAAGGCCCAACUCCAGGCCUCCAGGGGCAUACAAAGGCCCAACUCCAGGCCUCCAGGGGCAUACAAAGGCCCAACUCCAGGUCUCCAGGGGCAUACAAGGGCCCAACUCCAGGCCUCCAGGGGCAUACAAGGGCCCAACUCCAGGCCUCCAGGGGCAUACAAGGGCCCAACUCCAGGCCUCCAGGGGCAUACAAGGGCCCAACUCCAGGCCUCCAGACUGUCAGCUUGUUUUUAUUUAACCCUUAAUUUACCAAUAAAGGCCACUGAUUAUAAUGCACUGCUGUAAGAACGGCAAAAAUGGGUCGAUUUAGACAUGGGGAAAUGUGUCAGGGAACCGUUUUUUAUUUUCAAAAGAAACUUUAUCUUGAAUGUUUUUGUAUUUUUGUUAGGUUGUGCCUAUGUUGGCUGCUAAUGGAGGAUAAUGUCUUUAUAUAAUGAUUGACCUUUAUGUUUUUGUUGUCUUCUCUACAAUUAUGACUGUCUGUUACCACACUGUUGCUAGGCCCCAUGUCACAAGCAAGAGAUCUGCUAGCCAUCACGUUAAUGUUUGAUGGAAUGACAGAGUUAUCAUGUUUUACCUAAAACGGCACUGGGACUUUGGGGACGGGAUGUGUCAUUUGAUUCUCUGAUUGGUUCACAUUUUGCUCUUAGCUUUGGUUGACAUUCAUCAUUUAGGUCAUCAAAUACAAAAAUACUACCUUAAUCAACAGGAGUCCCUCCAAUAGUUUUCCGGAGACAGGAGAAAUGUGUUUUCAAACUGAAGGCAUGACUAUCAAAUUGAAGUAUUCCAUGGUAGAUCAUUGGUUUACAAAUGAGUCGAGUUUACUGGAGAGGUGUCCCUUACAGAUCACUGGAGAACAGGCAUUUCUUACAGUAUAAUUCACUGCUUUUCUGUCAAUGUUUUCUUUCUGAAAAUAAGAUGUAGUUUCUUUGUAGUGGUCUAUCUGAUGCCUGAGAAGUAUGGCUAUAUAAAGAAUCUCUUAUAUGUCUGCACUGUCAAAUAUGUUUUUUUUUCAACCAGUCAGUCAGGAUUCUGUUGGUUGACAAUGUACAUAAAUGACUCAAUGAUUAUGAAGUGCAAUUACAAUAUUUAACAGGUAUUUAACUCUACAAACAUGUUGAAAUGACUACAUUUACAUGAGUACAUGCAUAACCCUAGACUCCCAUACCCAUUCUCCUAUUCUUAAUUAAGAUUGUCAAAUAAAUAUUUUUUUCCUUCUAA
This is a messenger RNA of Oncorhynchus gorbuscha (pink salmon), 5636 nucleotides long. RefSeq names its product protein FAM222A-like. The transcript has 4 exons. The coding region runs from base 2070 to 3734 and encodes 554 amino acids. NCBI's taxonomy places the organism in Eukaryota, Metazoa, Chordata, Actinopteri, Salmoniformes, Salmonidae. The record is from RefSeq and is a predicted model, not a curated record.